This is a messenger RNA of Saccostrea cuccullata (small rock oyster), 1007 nucleotides long. RefSeq lists its product as uncharacterized. Lineage: Eukaryota; Metazoa; Mollusca; Bivalvia; Ostreida; Ostreidae. The coding region runs from base 140 to 562 and encodes 140 amino acids. The transcript is spliced from 2 exons. The record is from RefSeq and is a predicted model, not a curated record.
AGAGAGAGAAAGAGAGAGAGAGUACUAUACAUGUAGGUAUACGCCUACACUGCAGUGAGUGUAUAUCACCUCAGUAAGUCGCUCGGAGACGCCACUAAUUUUUACCAGCUGUGAGAGGCACGGGAGCGGGGUGAACAAAAUGGCAUACUACGUAGAAUACGAUGACCCUGCCUGGACUUAUGUCUAUGUACCACCAUACAGUUAUGACGACGAGCCCCUAGGUUUCUACGUUAACCCACGAGAACAUCCAUACAACUACGACGAUAGCAUCUAUGAAAUUCGUAGACGUCGUUAUGCCAUUGAAGACUGGAGUCCUGAUGAUGACUGGUCCUACACCCCGCUUCCCAGGGACGCCUCACCUAGGAGACGCCGCGCGCGCUCGUCUGUUCGGGAUUACAUACCCGUUUCGGAAUAUACUCCACGACCUAGAUUUGCAUCCCCCGUCCGAAGACGUGCACGUUCCGUUGUCAGGGAUUAUGUUCCCGUCAGAGUUCCGGAAUACAUCCCACCUCCGGUUGCUUCUAUUCCUGUUCACCGGAAAUCCCCGUAUGUCGGUAAAUAAGCCAGGCAGUUAAGGUUUGAUAGCAGGACAAGCUGGGUACCUUUUGCUUCUGCUAAAGAAGAUGAAUUUGCUGUUAAUCUUGAUUUGAAAUCAGACGCUUUGAAUAGGGGACUUUUGAGACGAGACAUCGAUACUGCCUUGCGUUCAUCGUAUGCUAACAAAGGAAGAUCUGAGGUGCGUUCGAAGAGGGAUUUUGCUCUAAGUGAGCUACAAAGGCUCGAUAGAAAACAAGCGCAAAUUUCGAAAAAUCUUACCCAUUUUAAGCGUGAUAUUUUAAGGGCAAAACACCAAAGCCAGUACAGAAACUUCUAAGAUGAGAAUCAUGAGAACUGUAACAUCCUUUGACCUUGUAUAGUUUUAAUCUGAAUGUUCAUUUAAAAGCAACUGUGACGGUAUUUAUGCUUUCAUUACACGAAUAAAAGAAUAAAGAAUAUUAUAAAUGUAA